Molecule: messenger RNA, 7207 nt
Organism: Amphiprion ocellaris (clown anemonefish)
Lineage: Eukaryota; Metazoa; Chordata; Actinopteri; Pomacentridae
Gene: myo5b
Product: myosin VB
Exons: 39
Coding region: 311-5722 (1803 amino acids)
Biological process (GO): vesicle transport along actin filament; actin filament organization
Cellular component (GO): cytoplasm; myosin complex; actin cytoskeleton
Molecular function (GO): actin filament binding; ATP binding; microfilament motor activity
Source: RefSeq, a predicted model, not a curated record
AGGUAAAAGCCCCGCCCCUCCGUCCACCUGCGGUUCCUGGCUCUUUCCGGCGGUUCGGGUUCUGUUUCUGGGUCUCUGUCUCGGUUCGGGCUGUUUAUGGGUCUGCGGCGGACUGAACCGUGAACCUGCAUAAACCGGCCGCGGGUCGUUACCGGAGGAAGCACCUGCCGGCUCCGGGAAACGCCGAACAAACUGAUCGAAACUCGGGCAGACACCUGCGGCGGACAUGCGCAGUGUGAGCGGCCCGCUGGUUUAGCAGCGAACCGGGUCGUUACGGAUCUUUGAACGGAGAGUCUGAGACUACGGGACGAUGUCUGUGAACGAGCUGUACACCAAGUUCACCCGGGUCUGGAUCCCUGACCCAGAUGAGGUGUGGAGAGCAGCAGAGAUCAGCAGAGACUACAAGGAGGGAGAAGCGGUUCUACAUCUGCAGCUGGAAGAUGAAACGUCUCUGGAGUACCCGGUCGGUCCGAAGGCCAAACCUCUCCCGUUCCUUCGGAACCCGGACAUCCUGGUUGGAGAGAACGACCUGACGGCCCUCAGCUACCUUCAUGAACCUGCCGUUCUUCACAACCUGCGGGUUCGGUUCCUGGAGUCCAACCACAUCUACACCUACUGCGGAAUCGUUCUGGUCGCCAUCAAUCCAUACGAGCAGCUGCAGAUCUACGGUGAGGAGGUGAUCAACGCCUACAGCGGCCAGAACAUGGGAGACAUGGACCCUCACAUCUUUGCCGUGGCCGAGGAGGCCUACAAGCAGAUGGCCAGAGAUGAGAGGAAUCAGUCCAUCAUCGUUAGUGGAGAGUCCGGAGCAGGAAAGACGGUUUCUGCUAAAUACGCCAUGAGGUUCUUCGCCACGGUUGGCGGAUCAGCCAAUGACACCAACGUGGAGGAGAAAGUUCUGGCCUCCAGUCCCAUCAUGGAGGCCAUCGGAAACGCUAAAACCACUCGGAACGACAACAGCAGCCGCUUUGGGAAGUACAUCCAGAUCGGCUUCAGCCGCCACUACCACAUCAUUGGAGCCAACAUGAGGACCUACUUGCUGGAGAAGUCUCGCGUCGUCUUCCAGGCUGAAGACGAGAGGAACUACCACAUCUUCUACCAGCUGUGUGCUUCAGCCUCUUUACCAGAGUUCAAGGACCUCAGCCUCACCAGCGCUCAAGACUUCACCUACACGUCUUUAGGAGAGAACAUCUUCAUCGAGGGCGUGAACGACGCUGAGGACUUCAAGAAGACCAGAGAAGCUUUUAACCUGCUCGGUAUAAGUGACAGCAGUCAGAUCAGUAUCUUUAAGGUCAUGGCCUCCAUCCUCCACCUGGGGAACAUUGAGAUCUUCUCUGAGAGGGACGGGGAGUCCUGCCACAUCUCGAAGAACGACCCUCACCUGCAGAGCUUCUGCCGGCUGCUGGGGGUGGAGCUCCAGCAGAUGGAGCACUGGCUCUGCCACCGGAAGCUGUCCACCACCUCCGAGACCUAUGUGAAGAACAUGUCCGCCCGGCAGGCCACCAACGCCCGCGACGCGCUCGCCAAGCACAUCUACGCCCGCAUGUUCGACUGGAUCGUAGAGCACAUCAACGUGGCGCUGCAGACGUCCUCCAAGCAGCACUCCUUCAUCGGAGUCCUGGACAUCUACGGGUUUGAGACGUUCGAGGUGAACAGCUUCGAGCAGUUCUGCAUCAACUAUGCCAACGAGAAGCUCCAGCAGCAGUUCAACUCGCAUGUGUUUAAGCUGGAGCAGGAGGAGUACAUGAAGGAGCAGAUCCCCUGGACUCUGAUCGACUUCUACGAUAACCAGCCCUGUAUCGACCUGAUCGAGGCUCGACUCGGCAUCCUGGACCUGCUGGAUGAAGAGUGUAAAGUUCCAAAGGGGACAGACCAGAACUGGGCCCAGAAGCUCUACAAGCAGCACUCCAGCAGCGCCCACUUCCAGAAACCUCGAAUGUCCAACACAUCCUUCAUCAUCAUCCACUUUGCUGACAAGGUGGAGUAUCAGUGCGACGGCUUCCUGGAAAAGAACCGAGACACCGUCUAUGAGGAGCAGAUCAACAUCCUGAAGGCCAGCCAGUUCCAGCUCGUAGCGGACCUGUUCCACGAGAAAGACGACGUGCCGACGUCCAAGUCGUCCAGAGUGAGUGUCCGAUCGGCCAAGUCAGUUCCCAAAGUUCCCAACAAGGAGCACAGGAAGACGGUGGGACACCAGUUCCGCAGCUCUCUUCAUCUCCUCAUGGAGACUCUGAACGCAACGACGCCUCACUACGUCCGCUGCAUCAAACCCAAUGACGACAAGGAGGCCUUCUCGUUCGACUCCCGCAGAGCCGUGCAGCAGCUGAGGGCCUGCGGAGUCCUGGAGACCAUCCGGAUCAGCGCUGCCGGCUAUCCGUCCAGAUGGACCUAUCCAGACUUCUUCAACAGGUACCGGGUUCUGAUGAAGAAGUCCGACAUGAUGUCAGCAGAUAAGAAGCAGGUGUGCAAGAGCCUGCUGGAGACUCUGAUCAAGGAACCUGACAUGUUCCAGUUCGGUAAGACGAAGAUCUUCUUCCGGGCUGGGCAGGUGGCGUACCUGGAGAAGCUGCGGGCCGAUAAGUUCCGCUCGGCCUGCAUCAAGAUCCAGAAGACGGUCCGCGGCUGGCUGCAGAGGGUCCGCUACCAAAAGAUCUGCAGGGCCACCAUCGGCCUGCAGAGAUACGGCCGAGGGUACCUGGCCCGCAGGUACGCCGAGUUCCUGCGUCGGACUCGAGCCGCCGUCAUCUGUCAGAAACAGUUCAGGAUGGUCAGAGAACGACGGGAAUAUCUGAGAGUCAGGAGAGCUGUGGUCACCAUCCAGGCCUUCAGCAGGGGCAUGUUCACCAGGAGGGUCUACUGGGAGUUCCUGCUGCACCACAAGGCCAUGAUCAUCCAGAAGAACGUCCGCGGGUGGCUGCAGAGGAGGAAGUUCAGGAGAGCGCGGGACGCCGCCAUCACCAUCCAGUGUGCCUUCAGACGGAUGAGAGCCAAGAGACAACUGAAGCAGCUGAAGAUCGAAGCUCGGUCUGCAGAACACCUGAAGAAGCUCAACACGGGGAUGGAGAACAAGAUCGUCCAGCUGCAGAGGAAGAUGGACGACCAGUCCAAAGAGCUUAGGGCUCAGAACGAGCAGCUGCAGACGGUGAACGUGUCUCUGGGCUCUGAGGUGACGAAGCUGCAGAAGGAGCUGCAGGUGAUGCGCAGCCAGCAGGAGGACGGCGGCCGGUUGCAUUCGCUGCAGGACGAGCUGCAGAGGCUGCAGGAGGAGCUGCAGGAGGCGCAUGGACAGAGGAGGACGCUGGAGGAGGAGCAUGGGGCUGAGAAGCUGAGUCUCCAACAGCGGGUGGAGGAGCUGGAGAAGGAGAACUCUCUGCUGAAGAGCGAGAAGGAGGAGAUGAACCGACGGUUUGUUCAGCAGUCGAAGAGCAGCAAAGAGGAGCCCAGCAGCGAGUCUCUGCAGCAGGAGCUGGAUGGAGAACGUCAGCGGUACCAGAACCUCCUCAAAGAGUUCGGCAGACUGGAGCAGAGAUACGACAACCUGAAGGAGGAGGUUUCUCUGUCCAAGUUCCACCCGGGACACCGCAGGAACCCGUCCAACCAGAGCAGCCUGGAGUCCGACUCCAACUACCCGUCCGUGUCCACCUCUGAAGUGGGCGACACCGAGGACUCCAUCCAGCUGGUGGAGGACAUGGGAGUGGAGAAGGCAGCCAUGGACAUCAGCCUGUUCAUGAAGCUUCAGAAGAGAGUCCGAGAGCUGGAGCAGGAGAGGAAGAGACUGCAGAACGCUGUGGACAAGAUGGAGGAACUUGCCAAGCACAAGGGCCCAGAGCCGAAGAGUCCGACGUCUGACCAGCAGGCUGCAGAUCUGAUAUACAGCAACCUGAAGAGACAAGAGCUGGAAACGGAGAACAAAAAACUAAAGAAUGACCUGAAUGAGCUGAGGAAGACGUUGGCUGACAGCUCAACCAAUGAGCUGCAGGAUGGCCACACCCUGCUGCUGAGUCAGCUGAAAGCAGCCAAUGAGGAGCUGGACGCUCGCAAAGAGGAAGUGCUGAUGCUGAAGACGCAGUUAGUGAGCGCCGCCGAGCAGCAGGAGCGAGCCGAGCGCACGGAAACUGAUAGCGCUGCUGCAGGAAGUCUGAGCUCAGAGCAGCUGGACCAAGACGAAGCCAUCAGAGAGGCCAAGAGGCUGCUGGAGGCUCAGCUGCAGACUCAGUCCAGGCAGCACAAAGACGAGCUGGAGGCUCUUCAUACUCAGAUCGAGCUGCUGAAGGACGACAUCGAGAAGAAGCAGGAGAUCCUCAACUACACCAUGUCUCUGUCUCCGGAGGCUCAGGUGGAGUUCAGUGUCCAGCAGGAGAUCACACGGCUCACAAACGACAACCUGGACCUCAAGGAGCUGGUGGAGAAACUGGAGAAGAAUGAGAGGAAACUGAAGAAGCAGCUCAGGAUCUACAUGAAGAAAGUCCAGGAGCUGGAAGCAGCUCAGGCUGCAGCUCAGAACAGUAGGUCCAGACCUGAGCUGAGCCGCCAGGUGACAGUUCAGAGGAAGGAGAAGGACUUUGAGGGGAUGUUGGAGUACAACCAGGAGGACGAAGCUCUGCUGCUGAAGACGCUGAUCACAGACAUCAGGCCCAGCUCGGUGGCGGCUACCGUUCCCUGUCUUCCCGCCUACAUCCUCUUCAUGUGCAUCCGUCACGCCGACUACAUCAAUGACGACCGCAAGGUGGAGUCUCUGCUCACCUCCACCAUCAAUGCCAUCAAGAAGGUCCUCAAGAAGAACAACGAUGACUUUGAGAUGACUUCCUUCUGGUUGGCCAACACCAGUCGGCUGCUCCACUGUCUGAAGCAGUACAGUGGGGAUGAGGCCUUCAUGACUCAGAACAGCAGCAAACAGAACGAACACUGCCUGAAGAACUUCGACCUGGCCGAGUACCGGGUGGUUCUGAGCGACCUGUCGAUCCAGAUCUACCAACAGCUGAUCCGGGUGGCCGAGGGCAUCAUCCAGCCCAUGAUCGUGUCAGCAAUGUUGGAGAGCGAGAGCAUCCCCAGCCUGGCGGGCGUGAAGCCGAUGGGCUACCGGAACCGUUCGUCCAGCAUGGACACGGACGCCGACGGGCCCAGCAGCUACACGCUGCAGGCGCUGAUCCGGCAGCUGGGCCAGUUUCACGGCACCAUGAGGGACCACGGCCUGGACCCGGAGAUCGGGGGCCAGGUGGUCCGCCAGCUGUUCCACUGCAUCAACGCUGUCACCCUCAACAACCUGCUGCUGCGCAAAGACGUCUGCUCCUGGAGCACCGGCAUGCAGCUCAGGUACAACACCAGCCAGAUGGAAGAGUGGCUCCGAGGGAACAACCUUUUCCAGAGUAAAGCUGCAGCCACUCUAGAACCCAUCAUCCAGGCCGCCCAGCUGCUGCAGGUCAAGAAGAAAACAUCUCAGGAUGCCGAGGCCAUCUGCUGUCUGUGCACCGCCCUGACCACGCAGCAGAUCGUGAAGAUCCUGAACCUGUACACGCCUCUCAACGAGUUCGAGGAACGAGUCACCGUGUCCUUCAUCAGGAACAUCCAGAACCAGCUCCAGGAGAGGAAUGAUCCCCCUCAGCUGCUGGUGGACACCAAGCAGACGUUCCCGGUGCUGUUCCCCUACACGCCAUCCGCCCUCAGCCUGGAGACACUGCACAUCCCCGCCCAGCUCAACCUCCACUUCCUGGUCCGGGUCUGAGUCUUCAGGGUCCGAGUCUUCAGGGUCCGAGUCUCCAGGGUCCGAGUCUCCAGGGUCCGAGUCUCCAGGGUCCGAGUCUCCAGGGUCUGAGUCUUCAGGGUCUUCUGCACUUCCUGUCUAACAUCUUGGCUCGUGGUGGAGCUCAGACAGGAACUGAAGGACUCCUCUAACGGUGAAGAGGAGGAGAUAGAAGGAGGGUCACAGACGUGUGUCGAAGCGUUGGAGAUUAAAGCUGAGACUUCCUGCAUUCAUCAAACCAUCCAUUCAUUAGAGUAAAGAUCAGAGCUGCAACCAAUAAUCAACGUUUAAUCAACCAUUCAGAUCAACUCCAGGGAACAUUUGUGGUUUCCAUCGAAGAUCUCUGAGGAAACAAAGGUCUUCAUUUAGUGUGACAGAGGAAAGGAACAAGAACAUAUUCACACCAACCGCUAAUUACAUAGUGAAUAUGUUCUGGUUCCUUUCCUCUGUCACGUUAAAUGAAGAUCUUUGAGGAACCGGCGAGAACCUUCUAGUCUGGUUGGGUCAGGGGUUAUCCAGAUGUUUAGCUUCUAGUGAUUCCAUCCUUCUAGUGGUUCCAUCAGUGGCCAGCAUGAAGAUCUUGAGGUUCUAACAGCAAGUAGCUCAGCUUUAGCAUCAGGAGGUCAUCUGGUUCCCUCAGUGGAACGUUUAUGUUGAGUUUGCAGCAAAUGAAGCAGCUUGGAAACAUUCUAAACGUUCUAAACUCUGUUUGGUUUGUUAUGAAGCAGGAGGUGUUUGGGGCCACCAGAUGACUGACAGGCUACCGAGGGGGCGUGUCCUCCAGAUCUCAGUCAGAUCGACCAAUCGCUCGUCCCGUCAGGUUUUAGCGUCUUCAAUACACCGCCUGCUCGACUGAGCAUGCUCCAACAUCCUGGGCUUAGCUCCACCCCCAGACAGCUGUGAUUGGUUUAACUGAAGCAAAAUGACUGUAGAACCUUCUGCUGCUCCUGGUUCUGCUCAGGGAGGAGCAGCAGAACGUUCUCCAAAGGUUCGUCACACGUCUGUAAACCUGGUUCCUGAAGCUGUCUUGAAGAAUUAUUAUUAAUAAAAGUUCUGACCCUCGUUAAAGAGACGUUCCUCAUCGGUUCCUCAUCUGUUCCUCAUCUGUUCCUGAUAUGUUCCUCAUCUGUUCCUGAUAUGUUCCUCAUCUGUUCUUGAUAUGUUCCUGAUAUAUUCCUCAUCUGUUCCUGAUAUGUUCCUCAUCUGUUCUUGAUAUGUUCCUGAUAUGUUCCUCAUCUGUUCCUGAUAUGUUCCUCAGCUGUCCCUGAUAUGUUCCUGAUAUGUUCCUGCUUUGUUCCUGAUAUGUUCCUGAUGUGUUCCUCAUCUGUUCCUGAUGGGUUCUUGAUAUGUUUCUGAUAUGUUCCCGAUCGGUUCCUGAUCUGUUCCUCAUAUGUUCCUGAUGGUCCAUUAUGGUCCUCUGGUUCUUUAUUCACUCUUUCAUCUAUAAAACCCUAAUACUGCAACAUG